Drosophila elegans is the source of this 1329-nucleotide messenger RNA. It is a transcript of the gene Non2, whose product is annotated as upstream activation factor subunit spp27. Gene Ontology annotation, cellular component: nucleus. Bases 180 to 932 code for a protein of 250 amino acids. NCBI's taxonomy places the organism in Eukaryota, Metazoa, Arthropoda, Insecta, Diptera, Drosophilidae. The transcript is spliced from 2 exons. The record is from RefSeq and is a predicted model, not a curated record.
ACCGAUAAGUGCGGUCAUCAAGUUGCAACCCUAUAUAGACGCCGGUGUAAAGAAAAAAAACGGAACAAUUUCUGCAGCCGUAGCCGUAAAAAAUUCCGAGUAACGUGAAAAACACCACCGAAAAGUGAAUUCCAGAAAUACGUGUACCGACGUAAAACGAGGAAUACCACACGAACAAGAUGUCGGACAUCUCCAGCGAGGACCUGCGUCGCGAAAUCCAGGCUGUCCUCAAGGACGCUGAUUUGGCCACCAUUUCUGCCAAGCGGGUGCGCGAACAGGUGGAGGGCAAGCUCAACUGCUCGCUGCUGAGCCGCAAGAAGGAGUUCGACAAGAUCGUGAUGGAGGUGAUCAACGAGCAGCAAGACGACGAGGACGAGGACGACGACGAGGGCAAGGACCCGGAUGCGGAGCCCGACGAGGAGAGCGAACCCAGCGAAGAGGAGGAUCCGAGCAGCAGCGAGGAAGAGGCUGCCGCCCAGAAGCAGAAGAAAAAACCAGGUCCCAAGAAGAGGCCACAACCCACCAAGCACAAGGCUCCGAAGAAGAAGCGCAAGACCCUGAAUGCCGAUGAUUCCGGAACCGAGAGUGAUGCAGGAUCGGAUUCGGACUACGAGGUGGUCAAGAAGCCGGCCGCCAAGAAGAAGGCAGGCAAGGCUGCCGGAGGUACGGGUUCCGGAUCGGGUCGCAAGUCCACCGGCUUCACCCGAGCCUACAAUCUCUCGCCCGAACUGAGCGCCCUCAUGGGCGAAUCCUCGCUACCCCGCCACGAAGUGGUCAAGAAGGUGUGGGCCAUCAUCAAGGAGCGCGACCUGUACGAUCCCAAGAACAAGCAGUUCGCCAUCUGCGACGACGAGCUGAUGAAGGUGAUGAAGAUUCGCCGAUUCCGCACCUUCGGCAUGCUCAAGCACCUCAAGCCUCACUUUCUCGACUAAAUCUGCGCCGCCCGCCGCCGAUCCUCUCCAGAUGCAAACCCUAUAUACAUAUAUGGUUUACCUUUAGCCCACUGUAACCUUUCGGCUCCGCUUCGAUUUGUUUGUUCCACACACACACAACCUUUGAUUAAGAUUUAGUUGACGCAUGUGUUUAGCAUUAACCUAAUUAGGACGGGUUUGAUAUGUGCACUUUACGGCAUUUUAAGAUAGAGAUUGAACGGAGAAAUUAUUAUAAAACAUAAAACACUAAAACGUGAAUUGUAAUACAUAAUGUGUAUGAUUUUUUUAUAACAAACUCGUGUAGUUUACAUUUUAUAAAAUAUCAAAGAAAAACAUAACAAGAUUAAGGCAAGUAUCAAGUAAUAAAAAGAGAAAUAGACGAGUGAUGCAUCUGAAA